This is a messenger RNA of Tetrapisispora phaffii CBS 4417, 1257 nucleotides long. RefSeq lists its product as uncharacterized. Gene Ontology annotation, cellular component: nucleus. The coding region runs from base 1 to 1257 and encodes 418 amino acids. Lineage: Eukaryota; Fungi; Ascomycota; Saccharomycetes; Saccharomycetales; Saccharomycetaceae. The transcript has a single exon. The record is from RefSeq and is a predicted model, not a curated record.
AUGAACUCACAAUUUGAAAUUUCGCAGGACGUCAUUCCUCACAAUAUCAAUAUUGAUAAGAUAAGGAGAGAUUCUAUAAUACACUCUGCUGGCGUCGGUGGUGUUUCGUGGGGCACAAGACGUAUAAGUACAUGGCUUAGAAAUGAAUCGGUUUUCCAUGCUACAUUAAAUGAAGCCGUUCUAAAAAAUAAUCAACACAAAUCCAUCUCACUUAAUAAACGUAACAGCUUGAUUGAUAUUAAUGGCAAUAGGGUUAGUUUGCAUGACUACAAUGAUACAAAUUUAGAAUUUGAAAAACAGUUUUGUAAAGAUUAUUCAUGUUGUGGAUUAUCAUUGCCAAAUUUACAUGAUUUAUUAUCGCAUUACAAAGAAAAUCAUAUAAAUUUAGAUGAUGAAGCUUACUACAACAAAAAUUCUCAAAAUCAAAAAUAUUCAUCUCAUGAUCAGAGUCUAUCUUUUAACCAAAUCCCAUUAAAUUAUUAUGAUCAUACAAAUGUCAUUGAUUCAAUAUCUACAAAUGAAAUAUUUUUAGAUAUGGAUACAAAGAAUGGCGAAGGCCCUCAUUCAAUUGCUCCUCUAACACCCGAUUCUUUAAAAACCGAUAAUACACAAUUAAAUGGUUCAAACGAUACUAUCCAAUUUAACAAUCCAUUUGCCAAAAAAAUGGAAUUUAAUUCAGAAGGCGAACAAGUUGCUUUAGGUGAUAUAGAUACUAAAUGCCAUGAUAAUGAGAAUGAAGAAGGGGAAUAUGGGGAAGAGUUAGAAGAAGAAGAUGAUGAUGAUGAAGAUGACUUUGAGCAAGAAAAUAUCGCUUCUCCCGUCGAUAAAAUAAAUGAUGACCCAUCACUAAAUUUGAACAGUUCAAUUAAUCUUCCAGAUCUCAAUCACAACUUAAAUGAGCUUCAUAUCAACACAUACAACCUUCACGCCUCUAAUAAUUUCUUAGACGAUCCAGCAAGAUAUUUGCAUGCUACUGAUUCUCAAAAGGACACUCCAUUUAAAUGCCCCGUUAUCGGUUGUAACAAAUGCUAUAAGAAUCAAAAUGGUUUGAAAUACCACAAGAUUCAUGGUCACAAGCACCAAAAACUACAAAAUAAUCCGGAUGGAACUAUUACAGUCCUAGAUCCAAUAACCAAUCAACCAUUAUAUCAUAACUCGGAUUUCGAAAAAGAUAAACCAUACCAUUGUGAAGUUUGUGGCAAGAGAUAUAAGAACCUAAACGGUUUGAAAUAUCAUAGAGGUCACACCACACAUUAG